UGAUACACAAAGCAACUCAAACUCAAACCGGGGUCGUUUUUAUGAACAGAGUCGUGCAACAGCGAAGAGAACAGCGGUAAUCGGUGUGCAGGAAUGUCAGAAGCUAGUUUUGACUUGGAGAAGAAUGCCUCACAGGAAAAACAGUCGGAUCCUAAUGAACAGAGCUGCCAAAACACUGCUGACUCUCUGAGCCAAUCAAAGGCCAGAAAAAACAGCCUGGAUGAAACGCAGAUGACUGAAAUUGACAUCAGUGAGAACGAAGAGGUUGAAAACCACAGUAAUACUCUCAGUGAGGAUGAUGGUGAUGAAGAUGAGGAUUCUGAGGCCCAGAGUAAAACUAGUGGAGUCGUUCAAGAUAAUGCUGAUUUUCAAAGAACGAGCAGUGUGGCAACCGAAGCUGAUGUGAAGGUGGCUAUGGCAGAGGAGGCCCACAGAAGCCCGGCUGCUCAAAUCUCAGUCACCAGAAACGGAGAAGCAGACAAGAGUCACGAGGACGUGUUUCAGAGGGAUAUGUCACAUGUCUCCUCUGGACCAGUCACAUCGCACUUCCACAAUUCACCUGAAAACUAUGCAAUGACUGAAGGAGUGGUACAAGUGGGACCAAAUGCAGGGUCGCCACCGCAGGCCAGCACACCUCGAGUUGUGGCAAGUCCUGCAGCAGCCAGUCGGCUCGCUCGCAGCAUCAGCGAUAGUCAGGUGGAGAUACAGAAAGGUGCUUUGAGAGAGCAGCAGAUGGGAGGUGCAGUGGUUCUUGCUGAUGAUAUAAAGAGUCCUGCAAUAGAGAAACUGGAGCUGGUGAGGAAGUGGAGCAUCAACACUUACAAAUGCACAAAGCAGAUUUUGUCAGAGAAGUUAGGCCGUGGCUCCCGCACAGUUGAUCUGGAGCUGGAGGCUCAGAUUGAUGUUCUUCGAGACAACAAGCGCAAAUAUGAGCAUGUGAUCAAACUGGCACAGACCCUGUGCUCUCAGCUGGAGCAGAUACUGUUGACGCAGAGGCAGCUCGGGGACGCGUUUGCUGACCUUAGUCUCAAGACUCCUGCGCUACAUGAGGAAUUUGGCUACAACGCUGAAACCCAAAAACUCCUGGCAAAGAAUGGAGAAACUCUGUUAGGAGCGAUCAGCUUCUUUAUCGCCAAUGUUAAAACUCUAGUGGAUAAAACUAUAGAGGACACCCUAAUCAACAUUAAGCAAUAUGAAGCGGCAAGGAUUGAGUAUGAUGCGUAUCGCACAGAUUUAGAGGAGCUCAAUCUGGGUCCACGGGACGCAAACACACUUCCCAAGAUCGAACUCUCCCAGCAACAGUUCCAGAUCCACCGUGAAAAAUAUGAGAAAAUGCGCAAUGACGUCUCUGUCAAACUCAAGUUUCUGGAGGAAAACAAGGUGAAGGUUUUACACAACCAGCUGAUUCUCUUCCACAAUGCCAUCGCAGCAUACUUCGCAGGCAACCAACAGCAGCUGGAACAGACCCUUAAACAGUUCCACAUCAAGCUAAAGUUACCAGGGGGAGAAACCCCAUCCUGGCUCGAGGAGCACUGAUUGAGUCAGAUGGUUUGGUUCACAACUCUGCACACAUUUAAAGGGAUAGUUUACCCCUAAAAAAACACAAAUUCUUUCAUGUACUCAUCCUCCACUUGUUUCAAACCUGUUUGAGAUUCUGUCUUCUGUUGAAAAUAAAAGUAAGACGUAUUGAAGGAUGAUGGAAAAAACAGCCAUUCACUUCCAUGGUAUUUUUUGGUUCCUACCAAUAUUCUUCUGAAUAACUUGUUUUGUGUUCAACAGAAGAAAGAUAUUCAUACAGUUUUAAAACAACUUGAGUGUGAGGAAGUUAACAUUUGUUGAACUAUCCCUUUUAAAAAAUGCACUCCAUGAGGAAACCAAAUUAAAAAAAAAGCAAAAAUGUCUCCCGUCACUCCUUUCCCUUUUUACUCUUUUCAGGACACUAAAACCUGUCAAUGAAUGUAUGCGACAGGAAACCGUUUUUGAUAAAAGAGAAAUAUUUAGCUCCUCGCUUUGUUCUUGCUAUGUCUGACUUUACACUUGAAGUUUAGGUUUUAAAUAAAUGCUUCUUUUGUCUAAGAGUUUGCGCUCUCUUGUGCAGCAAAAAGAAAACAAUCUUGUUGUUUUUGAAUCCAGUUACCAGCACUUUAUGGUAUAAGAGAUGCAGACAAAUUGAUCAGGAAGACAUGGGAAGAAUGUUUAGAGCCUUUAAAGUAGUUUUUUGACAAAUAUGAUUAAAAUUCUAACCAGUUUUGGACUUAAAAAAAAGACUUGAGUCUAAACGAAUAUAUGCCUUUUCUAGAACAUCCUGGUGUCCACCUCUCCUGUCCUUUCUUAUGUACUGUAAUUGCGUAAUUGUUGUAUUGUCAUCACAUAUAAUAGUAUAAUCUUCACACACACUGCCGUCUUCGAGGGCAUGUUGAUCUGAAAUAUUAACUAUGCUGCAUUUACAAAAAAAUCAAAAAGGGCAGGUUAGAAAUUCUCAGUCUUUGGCAUUUUACCUUUUGUAGAUCCCAUGGGAAGGGAACGGGGCUUCAUUUCUGACUUGAUGUGCCUUGCUCUUUGUCAAUCCUCAAUUCUAAUCCUCUUCAGUGUUUUCGGGAGGAGGAGAAAAAAAUACUUCCACUGUCAUCAUUUAGACCACAGAAUGGACCAAUAAGCACAGCCCUGGAUAAUCACACAUGCAUAUAAACCAGCACACUCUAUUUAACUUGAAACUACAAUCCGUGUUAUCUUUCUUUUGUUUUAUUGAGUUAAAAAAGAACAUUGCAUUCCAUUUCCUAAGCCAGGAAACUAUUUUGUACAAAAUGUAAACCAAAUUGAUUUGUCAUGAAAUAGGAUGUCUGCUGCCUCCGCUGUUUGUAUGUUUUGUUAGUUGUUGUUGUUGUUUUUCUUUUUGGUGGAAGCUAUUCUGAAUCAUUCCCCUCUAAUUAUUGUAGUGUCUAAUGAGUUUAACUCUGUAGACAAAAAAAAAAGCUGUAACAUUUGGUUAUUCCAUUACUAAUCCAUUUUAGAUUUACCCAUCUAAAGGAAUUCUGCCAUGGCAGGAAUUUUGUGUGUGGGGAAAAUAUGAAAGUAUGAAAAUAUGAAUGUAGAACAAAGUAAUAUAAAACUAUAUAUAUAUUGAUGCCAAAUGGGAUGUUAAGUUUGACUUUUAUUCACAAUACAAAAUUAUGCAGUUGUUUAUUCUUGGAGAAGCUUAAAUAGUCUCAUACCUGUGUUGCUUCUUUUUAUUUGAUGUACAACUAACUAACUACCUUCAUUUUCUGUGUGACGUUUCAGUUCUGUCCUCACAGCAGACAGACACCAAUGUACAGUAAACGUAUAAGAACUGACUGACAUGCAUAGACACAUCUAUAUAUUUGUAAAAUCUUGUAUUUUACCUUGGGUAUAAAGGAAUUUUGCUGUGUGCUUUUUGAGGAUUUGUUGAUUAACAAAUGGAAUGGGUGUUUAAGGGCAAAAAAAGACACUGUUCUGAAUGUUGAAUCGUGGGAGACAAUAAAACUUUUCAUUCUUA
This is a messenger RNA of Danio aesculapii, 3514 nucleotides long. RefSeq names its product ADP-ribosylation factor interacting protein 1 (arfaptin 1) (gene arfip1). NCBI's taxonomy places the organism in Eukaryota, Metazoa, Chordata, Actinopteri, Cypriniformes, Danionidae. Gene Ontology annotation, cellular component: trans-Golgi network membrane. Gene Ontology annotation, molecular function: phospholipid binding; protein domain specific binding. Gene Ontology annotation, biological process: intracellular protein transport; regulation of Arp2/3 complex-mediated actin nucleation. The transcript is spliced from 10 exons. The record is from RefSeq and is a predicted model, not a curated record. Bases 94 to 1536 code for a protein of 480 amino acids.